AUGGCUCAUCAUUAAGAAUAGGUAUUUGGAGAAUUAGAGGAUUGUUAUCAGGCCUUUGUGCCAAAAAAAUCAAAAAGUAAAUAGGUACCUGAAGCGAAUGAUUUUAUGGAAUUAUAUCAUUUGACAGUAGAAUAAAUUGAUUUAGAGUCUAAGGAUAUUGUGGAUAAGAAGUUUCUGAAAUUAUCAAACUCAAUUUUAUAAUGGAUUGAAGAAGAAUUGAAGAACACAACAUUUUAAAUUUUAGAAUUGCAUAGUCUAAACUAGCAACAUCAUUAUGUGCAAAUCAAGUUUGGUUUCCUUUUAGUAGAUCAAGCCAAUCUAUAUUCAGUGUAUUCCUUCUACAGUUCUCUUGUGAAGAAAAAAGAGAGCCAUCCAAUAUUGAAUUCCGAUUGUGUUGAAUUUACAAUGGAAGGCGGGAGAGUAAUUGAUCAUUCACUCAGCUUUGAAUUAUUCGAUAAAAUAGACUAUAGUUUACCAGACUUAUUAAAUUACGUUUUGAUUCAUUGUGCUAAACAAUUCAAAUCAAAUGUGAGAGCACACACAUCAAUAUUUUUGAUUUCCAAAUAUUUUGUCUCUGAAGAACUCAGCGAUUUAAAAAAGGCUUUGUUAGAAGAGAUUAAACUUCGAUAUCCAAACACAAUUGGCAAUAUCAUAUUUGUUUUACCUCUGUAAUCUACAGCCACAGAGAAUUACGAAAUUACAAAAAUCUAUAGUUUCAGCGAUCCCAAAAAGAUGUUUAUACACCUAUUGAUAAAGCUGAUAUCCAAUCCUCAAAUUCCUUUGCUGUCUCAAGAGAUAUAUUCUUUAUGGGAAAAAGACUUCAAGAUCUACACCAUGAAUUAUCAAUAAUAACUCUUUAAAAUUAAACAAGCCUACUUCCUCAUGUAUCAAACUUUACACUUCAUGACAUCCUACAACAAGAAGAAUACAACCAUGAAGGAAUUGCUUGACACUUUGAAGAAUUAGCCCAAUAACAACAUAGUAUACAAGCAGUAUUUAUAAAAAAGAAAACAACUGAGUGAUGCCAUCCUUGUGUUUAGUAAAUACAUUGAGUAAUUGAAGUCAGAAAACCAAUAAGACAUCAAGGAUUUUAAGCAGAAACUCUUUGGAUUAUUAUGUUCCAAUCAGGCCAGCAAAUGGUUCACAUUAAGUCACGAUUGCAAACUGAAUAAAGCUAAACAACUGUUCAAAGAUCUUUUAUCAAUAGGGAAUGAGCAGAACAUUGAUUAAGCCAUUUUAGUAUACUUAGAAAAUGACAAUUACGACAACUAGUAAGUGAAGAAACAAAAUGAUCGAUUCACAUAAUUGACUAAGGACAACGAAAAGGUGAAAUUUGAAGAUUACGUUAAUUAAUUCUUAAAUAAAUACAUUGUGACGAUAAUAAAUGAUAUUAAGAAAUCAUGCUCUUAGUACAUAUUUAAGGAUUUUGAUAAGUAUUUGGAAUCUACAAAUCCUGACAUUUUAAAUCAUUUGCAUAAGAAUUUAAUUGAUACUUGUACAUCGAAUUUCAAAUAGACAGGCGAAAACUAUGCUAAAAUCCAAUAAUAAUAUUAAGUAGCGUUGUCGAAUUUGAUUGAGAAAUAAGAUAUGAUAGACUUUUAGACUGCAAUAGCCAAUCUCAAGUUGUUAGGUUUGAUAGAAGACACAAAACGGGUGAAGCCGACGAUAUAAAGGGCUGUCUAUGCCAAAUAAAUGUAUAUUAACUAUAACAAUGAAUUUUGA
This is a messenger RNA of Paramecium tetraurelia, 1722 nucleotides long. RefSeq lists its product as uncharacterized. The record is from RefSeq and is a predicted model, not a curated record. The transcript is spliced from 2 exons. NCBI's taxonomy places the organism in Eukaryota, Ciliophora, Oligohymenophorea, Peniculida, Parameciidae.